AUGACGCUACAAGACUGGCUGGAUGACCUGACAGUUCGCUUUUUGCUCAACCUGCCGCCGGCCGAGAUGAGCAGUAUGCCACGAUUAUGUUUUCAGGUUGAAGAAGCACAAUGGUUCUACGAGGAUUUCGUUCGGCCUGCCAAUCCGCAGCUACCUAGUCUGAACCUGCGACAAUUCUGCCUCACUUUAUUCCGUCACUCUCCGCUGCUCAGCGGUUUCAGCGAGGCCCAGCAUUCGGCUGCCUACGAGGAGUUCCUCGCCUACAAAGUCCGCGUACCGGUUCGAGGUGCGAUCUUGAUGGAUGAAAGCAUGGAGAAAGUCCUGCUCGUACGAGGUUGGAAGAAGGGUGCAAGUUGGAGCUUCCCACGCGGAAAGAUCAACAGGGACGAGAAAGAUUUGGAUUGUGCUAUCCGAGAAGUCUAUGAGGAGACCGGUUAUGAUCUGAGAGCCGCUGGUCUUGUCUCGCAUAAUGCUCAAGAUGGUGAAGUCAAGGCAAUAGACAUCACUAUGCGCGAACAACACAUGCGGCUAUUCGUCUUCCGUGGAGUACCACUGGACACUCAUUUUGAGCCGCGAACACGUCGAGAGAUUGGCAAAAUUGAAUGGUAUAACGUGCGAGAUCUCCCGGGUUUCAAACGACACAAAGGUCAGGCAGGGCAUGGCUUGAACGAUGCGUUGACGACCAAGUUCUAUAUGGUCGCACCAUUUCUUCCUCACCUGAAGAAGUGGAUCGCCAUCCCUGCAUGCUGGUAG
Messenger RNA from Dissoconium aciculare CBS 342.82, 753 nucleotides. RefSeq names its product DCP2-domain-containing protein. Gene Ontology annotation, cellular component: cytoplasm; P-body. The transcript has 2 exons. Gene Ontology annotation, molecular function: manganese ion binding; RNA binding; 5'-(N(7)-methylguanosine 5'-triphospho)-[mRNA] hydrolase activity. The coding region runs from base 1 to 753 and encodes 250 amino acids. NCBI's taxonomy places the organism in Eukaryota, Fungi, Ascomycota, Dothideomycetes, Mycosphaerellales, Dissoconiaceae. The record is from RefSeq and is a predicted model, not a curated record. Gene Ontology annotation, biological process: nuclear-transcribed mRNA catabolic process, nonsense-mediated decay; deadenylation-dependent decapping of nuclear-transcribed mRNA.